Xenopus laevis (African clawed frog) is the source of this 4607-nucleotide messenger RNA. RefSeq names its product ATPase type 13A-like S homeolog (gene atp13al.S). The coding region runs from base 146 to 3919 and encodes 1257 amino acids. Gene Ontology annotation, biological process: monoatomic cation transmembrane transport; transmembrane transport; polyamine transmembrane transport. NCBI's taxonomy places the organism in Eukaryota, Metazoa, Chordata, Amphibia, Anura, Pipidae. The record is from RefSeq and is a predicted model, not a curated record. Gene Ontology annotation, cellular component: late endosome membrane; membrane. Gene Ontology annotation, molecular function: ATP hydrolysis activity; nucleotide binding; polyamine transmembrane transporter activity. The transcript has 32 exons.
GUGGGGUUAUCUGUGGCCAUAUAGAACAGAAGCCUGUGGAGACUUUCACUGACACUCCACCAAAGUGUCUGCAACAAGUGGAAUGGACAACUGACUUCCAUUUUCAUCCAUUGUUUUUUUAUUUGAAUUUAACCGUAAGAGUUAAAUGCAGCAAAUGGAAGCAAAACUGAAAGAUAAGCAUCAUGGGAUGCUCAAUGAAGGCACAGAGAAUGAAUUGCAAGUAUUUGGUUACAGAACAAAGAGAUGGAGACAAGUCUUGUGUUAUUUGGGAUAUGUGCUUACUCUUGGAUUGACUCGGUUCCUCUUUUAUUGGAAACAAGAGAUGUAUGCCUGGUUUGUUUGUAACCCUUGCAGCUUGGAAGAGGCAGACAUUUUACUGCUUAAAACUACGGAUGAACAGAAAAAAUGCUUUAUGAAGAAAGUAAAGUCAUUUCAUGUUGCCAAUGUUUCCCAAGUGUCAUUCAUGCAUAAUAGCACUGCUGAAAAACCACCUAAUAAAGAAUUAGCAGUAACCACUGAACUGAAGGUUCGAUAUAUGUAUGUACAAAAGAUAAGAUAUAUUUGGAAUCCAUUUACAGGAAUGUUUCAGAGAAGUGGGGUUUUGGAUGACACCCAUUCAUGUUCUGAUAUACACACAACAUUUGGCUCAGGGUUCAGUAAAGAAGAACAAGAUGGCAGGCGGCAAAUUUGUGGAUCAAAUUCAAUUGAAGUGGAAAUAACUCCGAUAUGGAAGCUCCUUUUCAGGGAGAUUUUCAACCCGGUUUACUGCUUUGAAGUCUAUGCAUUAAUUUUGUGGCUUUCAUCUGGAUAUAUUGAAUAUUCCAUGGCCAUCUUAAUUCUCACCGUUUUGUCUAUUAUUGCUACUGUCACCUUGCUGCGGAUGCAAUCUGUGAAAUUACAUAAAAUGGUUGAAUUCCACAAUUAUAUCAUGGUUUCUGUUCUUCGAAAAAGCGGAGACAUAGAAGAAGUGCAGUCCCAACAUUUGGUUCCGGGAGAUGUAAUCAUUUUACCUGAAAAAAAAAUGUACUUACCUUGUGAUGCAAUUCUGAUAUCUGGAGGCUGUGUUAUAAAUGAAGGCAUGCUGACAGGAGAAUGUGUUCCUGUUACAAAGACACCAUUGCCCUGUGUAGACAAUUGCAUUCCAUGGAACAUUCACACUGGGGACAGUUACAAGGAGCACAUGCUUUACUGUGGAACCGAAGUCACCAAGACUAAGCCAGAUAGUGAAGGACUGGUAAAAGCUGUUGUACUGCACACUGGUUUUAACACCACAAAAGGAGAUCUUGUGAGGUCCAUCCUUUAUCCAAAACCAAUAAAGCUUAAACUCUACAGAGAUGUUUUCUGGGUCAUUGCUGCACUUUCAUUAGUUUCAGUUUGUGGUCUUAUAUACUCAGUAGUCAUUGGUGCAGUCCAAGGAGCAGAAACAAAAGAUUUAAUUCUGACAGCAUUUAUCAUGUUGACAUGCGCCGUUCCUGUCUCCUUGCCUCCUGCAUUGGCUGUUUGCAUCCUCUACAGUCAGAAUCGUCUAAAGAAGCAUGGGAUUUUCUGUAUCAGCCCUGAUCGGAUAAGCCUUUGUGGACAGCUAAACCUCAUCUGUUUUGACAAAACAGGAACCCUAACAGAAGAUGGCUUGGAUUUAUGGGGCAUUGUACCUUCUGGGGAAAACUGUUUUCAGGAAGUACAUCAUGUCACCUCUGGAGAUACCUUACCAUGGGGGCCUUUACUUGGUGCUGUUGCCAGCUGCCACUCUCUGAUUGUCCUCGACGGUAAAAUCCACGGAGAUCCAAUGGACUUCAAGAUGUUUGAAGGCUCUGGAUGGAAUAUUGAUGACAGUGAACCAACAUGCACAGUGUAUGGAAAAUGUUGUUCAUGUGUGACCGUUAAACCUGCAUCGGGAUCAAAGGUCCCAGUAGACGGAAUCCACAUUUUGCUCCAGUUUCCUUUUUCCUCUGCUCUGCAGCGAAUGUCUGUCAUAGCCCGAGUAAUAGGAGAAGAGAGACUCACUUUAUUUUUAAAAGGAGCUCCCGAGAUGGUGAUCCAAUUUUGCAAACAGGAAACAGUACCACCUUCCUUCAAGAACACACUUGAUUACUAUACAGAACAAGGCUUUCGAGUCAUUUCCCUGGCAUAUAAAUAUUUUGAGCUGCAAGAAAAUGGUUCACUUCAUAACUUAAAAAGGAAAGAAGUGGAAUCUGAUCUGAUAUUUCUAGGAUUUUUAAUAAUGGAAAAUCAACUUAAACCUGAAACAAAGUCUGUUGUUCAAGAACUUAUUUCUGCUAAUUUAAGAAUGGUCAUGCUAACAGGUGACAACUGUAAAACAGCUUGUACAGUUGGAAUGGGUUCAGGAAUGGUACCCAACACCGACACUUUAUUUUUGCUUGAAGCCACUGAACCCGAAAAAGACACUCAACCAUUCAUUAAUUGGCAGAUUGUGAAGAAGAAUAAGGAUAAUGAUGCUAAACUAAAUGAGACAACAGUUAAUAUUCCAUGCAUUGAUGACAUAAACUUUAAUUCGAUUCAAGUCAAGUUGGAUUAUGCCUCCAGUGGAAAAUAUGAUGGUACUGAAAAACAAAACUUGCCUGAAUUGAUGAUGCCCAAUGUAUCUCUACUGUCAACCGCUUCUGCUGAUUUUGCACCUUCAAUUGCUGCUGUUGCUUUAAAUGAGAUAGUAAAGGAUAUCCAAUGUGUGGCACCUGGGAGCCAUUAUUUAAUGCAAAACAAGUAUCAUUAUGCCAUGACUGGGAAAUCAUACCAAACUAUCAAGCAACAUUUUCCUGACUUGAUGCCAGAUAUCCUACUUAACGGAACCAUUUUUGCCAGAAUGACCCCCAAACAAAAAUCUACCAUUAUCGAAGAUUUGCAAAAUAUAGAUUACUAUGUGGGGAUGUGUGGAGAUGGAGCUAAUGACUGUGGGGCACUGAAAGUGGCUCAUGCUGGAAUUUCAUUAUCAGAGCUGGAGGCUUCAGUGGCUUCUCCAUUUACAUCUAAAAUAACAAACAUUACAUGCAUACCCACCCUACUGAAGGAAGGGAGAAACGUAUUUGUCACUUACUUGUCCUUGUUUAAAUACAUGGUGAUGUACUCCUUUAUCGGAUUGGUCUGCAUGUUUCUUAUGUUUUGGGAGCAAACAAUACUUGGAAGUAAUCAAUACCUUAUGCAAGAUAUUGCCAUUACCAUCCCUCUUAUGCUUACAAUGAGCUUAAAUGGUCCUGCACAGAAGUUAGCACCAUACAGACCGGCUGGACGUUUGCUUUUACCACCCUUGCUACUUUCAAUAAUUCUACAUCUGUGUUUCACCGUCACCGUGCAAAUGUGUGCUUAUUUCGUGUUACAACAGCAGCCGUGGUUCAGCAGAAGCAAUGUAUUCCAUGCUUGCAUCCCUCAGAACAUGAGCUUUUCUAAUGAAACAACACUUCGGGAGCCUGACGUAUCACAGAACUUCUUUACCACCACUUGUUGGAUAAUAACCGGAAUCAAUUUAAUCACUAUUGAGUUUGUGUUUUCCAAAGGAAGGCCAUUCCGCCAGCCAGUAUAUACUAACUAUAUCUUCUUCAUGUUUGUAGUGGCGCAGGUGGCUGUAUACAUGUUCUUUCUGUUUGCUGAUAUUGAGUCACUGUACGAUAAUAUGAAGAUUGUCUGCAUGCCAUAUUACUGGAGAGGAAUUAUAUUUGGCAUGGUGUUUGCACUUUUUACUGUAUCCUAUUUUAUUGAGGAAUGCAUCCUUGAAAAUAGAAGUCUGUGGUUAAGAAUUUAUAAAAAGUUCAACUGCAAGAGCUUGAGUCAAUUUAAAGAGCUCCAAAAAGCGAUGGCAAUGGACAAUCAUCCCACUGUGGUGCAGAGAAAGAUAAACGUACUGAAUGUUAAAGGAUUAAAUCAGAAUGCAAUGCAACCAUUAUGUAGUGACUACCAAGGCCUCUAGAUGGCGCUGUUAUACAUAACAUGUUAUGAUGUCAACCUUUAGUCUUGGAAACUGCUUUCUCAAAUAAUGAUCCCAGAAUUCAGAAGUGACUACUGCAAAAUACUCACAAAUAGAAUAUUUUAUGCAAAGGUACCAAAAAAAUUUCUCUUCCAAAAAAAUAUAAAAAUAUAACACUGUAUAUAUACUGUACAUAUAGAUAUGUAUAUAAUUAAAAAUGUAUAAACCCUGAAUGUCUUUUAGUCUGUCACAUUUAAUAUGGAUUUUAUAUUGAAGUGCAUGUCAUUACACCUCUUAUUUAACAGCUCAUGUGUCAUGUCUUGUAAGGCGAAUAUUAAACACUUUUUUACUGUUAAAAGCAGGGGGACAAUUUUUACCCAUUUUUACUACUGAGAAAUAUAAAGAUAGGGAUAUACCGGAUUCCAUUAUUUGGAGAUUCUGCUAAAUCCGAAACCCUUGUCAAAAAUUCGGCCAAAUCCCAAACCAAAUCAAAACCCUAAUGUGCUCAUGUAGGAAGAGUAUAAUGGAACAUUCACUUCCUUUUUUGUGUGAUGAAAAGUGACUUUAAAGGAGAAGGAAAGCUACCAAGGUAGUUUAUUGCCAAUAGAUUAGCCGCAAUAGUGAAAGCUAUAAUACUGUAUUUAUUCUGCAGAAUGCUUUACCAUACAUGAAUAAAAAGCUCUACAAUCUC